AUGUCUGACAAGAAGGGCGAUGGCGCAAAUGCCAAAAAGCAUGCCCGCUCUAUUUCCCAGGAUGAUGUACUAAAGCACCCUUCCACCAAACGGGCCAAGGAGAUUGAUGGCCCCGAGAACCCCCAUAAUGAGCUACUGGAGCGCAUCGCCAAGGUGAAUCCGGAGGACUCCAAGCCGGGCAAGAUUCUGCAUUGGUUUCGAAGCAAGGAUCUCAGGGCUGAAGACAAUCGCGCGCUGCACGCUGCGUCUCUCAAGGCCAAGGAGGGAAAGGAUUCGCUCAUUACAUGUUUCUUGUUCAGCCCCGAGGAUCUCGAAUGGCACGGCACGAGUCCCGCACGCAGUGACUUUAUGCUGGAGACCAUUAAACUCUUACAAAGGCAGCUGACUGAUCUGCAUAUACCGCUCGUGAUCCUCGAGGCCGAGAAGAGGGGUGACAAGGGGUCCAAGGUCUUGGAGCUGGUCAAGGAGCAAGAAGUCAGCCACAUUUAUGCCAACAUUGAGUACGAGGUCGACGAGCUCCGGCGUGAUCUCGACUUUUUUGAUAGACUAGAAGGCCAACAAUUUGUGCUGCACCACGACCAGACGGUUAUUGAGCCUGGCAAGCUCAGGACGGGCUCCGGCGGCCCGCUCCAGGUCUUUACGCCUUACCACAAGGCCUGGCUCGCUGAGCUGUCGUCGGAUCCGGAGCUAUUGGAUACGUUGCCGCUGCCGCAGGCCAAUGACAAGUCCGCUUCGUCGGAUCUCAAGAAGCUAUUCGACCAGCCGCUCCCAAAAGUCCCCGAGUCCAAGAAAUUCGAUUCCGAAGAGGACAGGAAGCGGAUUCGGAAGCUGUGGCCGGCAGGCUAUGAGGCAGGAAUGAAACGGCUUCGCGAGUUCUUUGACAAAAAGGUCAAGACAUAUGCACAAAACCGUUCCAACCCGGCCGCCGAUAACUCAUCGCGGCUCUCGGCCUACUUUGCCGCCGGCGUCAUCUCGGUGCGCGAAGCAUUGUCAGUCGCACGGGAAAGCAACGACGGCUCGGCCGACUUUUCGCAGUCCGGUGCCGAGGCGGGCGUGGCAUCGUGGGUGCGCGAGGUGGUCUUUCGCGAGUUCUACCGGCACAUGAUGGUCGUCAAGCCCCACAACAGCAUGAACCUGCCACAGAACCUCAAGUUUGACUUUGUCCAGUGGGAAGACGACGAGGCCGGGUGGGAAAAGUGGUGCGCGGGCACGACGGGGGUGCCGUUUGUCGACGCGGGCAUGCGCCAGCUUCGUGCCGAGGCCUAUAUGCAUAACCGCCUUCGCAUGAAUGUGAGCAGUUACCUCAGCCGCAGCCUGCUUAUCGACUACCGGCGCGGCGAGCGCUGGUUUGUCGAGAAUCUGAUUGACUGGGACCUGUGCAACAAUACCCAAGGCUGGGAACCCUCCUAUACCGUCUUCAACCCCGUCGUCCAGGCUGAAAAGUGUGAUCCCCACGGCGAUUAUAUCCGUAAAUGGGUGCCCGAGCUCAAGAACGUGGAAGGCAAGGCCAUUUUUGACCCGUACCACCGCCUCGACCGGGACGAGUUUGAGAAGUUGGGUUAUCCGGAACCGCACGUUGAUUUCAAGGAGUCCAAGGAGAGAUGUAUACAGAGGUAUAAGCAGGAUAUGGCCGAUGCUGAUCCAUAG
This is a messenger RNA of Pestalotiopsis fici W106-1, 1647 nucleotides long. RefSeq lists its product as uncharacterized. Gene Ontology annotation, biological process: entrainment of circadian clock by photoperiod; circadian regulation of gene expression. Gene Ontology annotation, cellular component: cytoplasm; nucleus. Gene Ontology annotation, molecular function: DNA binding; FAD binding. Bases 1 to 1647 code for a protein of 548 amino acids. Lineage: Eukaryota; Fungi; Ascomycota; Sordariomycetes; Amphisphaeriales; Sporocadaceae. The record is from RefSeq and is a predicted model, not a curated record. The transcript has a single exon.